This is a messenger RNA of Pectinophora gossypiella (pink bollworm), 2547 nucleotides long. RefSeq names its product dynein regulatory complex protein 9-like. NCBI's taxonomy places the organism in Eukaryota, Metazoa, Arthropoda, Insecta, Lepidoptera, Gelechiidae. Gene Ontology annotation, molecular function: protein binding. Bases 294 to 2489 code for a protein of 731 amino acids. The transcript has 16 exons. The record is from RefSeq and is a predicted model, not a curated record. Gene Ontology annotation, biological process: cilium organization. Gene Ontology annotation, cellular component: cytoplasm; motile cilium.
ACAGAUCCACACGGAUCCCCGCGGAGUGUGUUGCUCUUUGGAAACAAACAAUCUAUAUUUACCACGGAGUCCGUUCUACGAUUUUUGAAAUCUCUUUUGAAUCAAGUAUGAAGCGACAGGACACCCAUCAAAUGUCAAAGUGACUAAAUAAAAUUUUUAGAAUUGCUCAUAUCACUAACAAUCAGAUUCUUGCUAUGGGAAUAUUUUUUUGAUAAGUUUUCUUAAUUUAGAUCCUAUAUACUGCCAUUUUUGUAUAGAUUUUUAUUUUUUAUUGUUAUAUUUUGAUACGCACGAUGCCCAACGCGGGGGUUCAGUCGGACAGGGGUACAGGGGACAUUGAGGUGUUGAUGCCGAAGAACCCAGACAGCUUGCUGCGCGUGAUUCGAUUAGACGAAGAUAGCCUCAAAAGCCAAUCACUACUAACACCUGUAAAGGUGUUCAGCAAGUGCAGUAAGGAGUCUUCUCGUAGUACUAUGAAUGAGAUUGAAAUACAUUUAGAAGCAAUACAGUACGAAACGGACAAUUAUUUUCGCCUCCAUUUUUUCAUAAGUUCAUUCUUCGCUACAAUUUUGGAAGACGCUAUCACAUCAUUACGUAUUCUAGAGGAGUUGAACAGCAGUAUGGGAAUAAUAAAAAUAAUGGACGAAAUGCCCAACCGGCUCAAAAUGAAGUACGGUGUCGAACUAGAUACUGACAAGGGCCGCUGGCUCGACCACAUAGACCCCAAGCGACUGUCAUGUCUGGAGUACAAGCUUCAUAAAUUGAGCAGAGACAGGACGGACGUACAUGAGGUACUCCUGGCGACGUACGUGAACCUGGCUAUGUCACGGAGCUAUCGGGCCCUGUGGGAGUGGAUGGAAGCUGUCAAGCUGCGUGAACAAGUCAUGAAGGACCUCGUCGAGGAAGAGGCUAAGAAUAAAAUCACGGCCAGAGAUGUCCGCCGACAGUUACGGCAACAACGCAACCACCAGAAGUCUGCGGUGUAUGCCACCGAGCGUGUUGUGGACAACCUCGUCAGGCGGAUCGAAGAUUCUGAGCUGACAGCGUCAGUCGAGGGUCGGUACGUACACCGUUGGCAGAGGGCUCGCCAUGAGCAGCACGAGGAGACCAUCAGAUUGAAGGAGUUGAGCAGGGAAGAGACCAUCGACAUCUAUAAGGUGCGCUUGGAACAGGAGACACGGAUCCACCAAGAAAUUGAACUGAUCAUCAAUAUCAACGUACACGAAACCUUGCAGCAAAUAGAGCUCUGGAUGACGAAGUACGACCGGGACAUGGAGGCCAUGGACCUGAGUAUAACCAUCAUGAAGAACAACUAUCAGAAGGCAUGUGACCAGCGACAGGCGCUGGAGAAUCAGCGUGCUAGAAAAUCAACGGUCCCGAGACUACUUCCUGUAGAACCAACAGCUGAUGCAACAGCUACAAAAGAACAACACGAAAGUGAAGAAGACCUUGAUUCUGACGACAUUUAUUGGUGUUUACCAUUCUUUCAAUCCUCACUGAUGGCUACAAUACUUGAAGAUACGAUUACGCAACUUCGAAUUUUAAUUGAAUGCAAUAGCGAAAUGCGUGUCGCUAAGACUAUAGCCGAUCUUGGUUACCUACGUGCUAUAAAAUAUGGAGUGCAGCAGUCGUCUAGGAAAAAAGAUAUUUUAGAUAGUAUUGACGUCAAGAAUCUCCAUUGCGUGGAAUAUAAGUUGAACAAGCUUGAAGCGGAUAGAACUAAUAUCCUGGAUAUGUUCGUGAGAUUAUAUGUUGAAUUAACUGUCCAAAACUGUUACAUAACAUUGCUUGACUUCGUACAAACAAUUAUCGACAAGGACGAAUAUUUAAAGUACCUAACUGCUGAAGAAGCUAGGAAUAAAAUACUUCGUAGAGAAUUAUCUAAGCAGCUGCGCCAACAGCGGAAUCAUCAGAAAACCGUCACUUAUGAAGCUGAAUCUAUAAUCGGAAACCUAAGAUCGUCUAUCGAGGAUGCAGUACUUCUAGCAGAGACACAAGGUCGUUACGUGGACAAUUGGCAGAAUGCUCGUACUGAACAACAUAAAGACGUUAUACAUGGAAAAGAAAGUUUUUACUCCGACAGCACAGAAUUCUACAAAAUGAGAACUGACCAUGAAUCCAGAGUUCAUUUGGAAGUUGAGAAUUUUACAAAUAUUCUUAUCAACGAAACUCUGAAAAGCAUUGAAGAUUGGAUGGAUAAAUAUGAAGAAGAUAUGGAAAAAAUUGAUCUGAGAAUACAAAUCCAGAAAAAUGAUUAUCAGAAUAUGCAUGAUAAAAGACGUGGUAUGGAGAAAUUGUACAACAAACAUUGGAAGGAGAUGAAGGAUUGGAAUACAUUCAAAGAAGAGCGCGCGAAGGCUCAACUGUACCAUGAUACUAUGCAGAAGUCUGCUAUCAUUGUGCAAGCCUGGUGGCGCGGGUUGCUCGUGCGCAAACAACUUGGACCCUUCAGACCAAAGAAAAAGAAGGGAGGAGGAAAAGGAAAGUGAUAUUUACAUCUAUAUUUCUAUAUUAUGAAAUAAAGUUGUUACAUUAUUAACAGUAAAA